AGUGUGCCAUUUCUGAGGGGUUACAUUCUCUCUCUUUGAGCUUAUACUUUCACUCUCUUAGCUUUGGAGAGAGAAAAAUUGAUCAAACAUUGGGGAAUUUUCAGGGCGAAAUGUCGAUGGGGUUGUUCGCUUUGGUUGUUUUCAUCGCAAUUCUUGGGCUUGGUGGUGGUGCUUCAGCAUGCUCUGAUGGAACUUGCAAGCUUCUUGAUAACUGUAGCACCGACAGUGACUGUGAAGCGGGACUGUAUUGUGGGUCGUGCGUGGUGGGAUUUAAAGGGUCCAGAUGCAUCCGCUUAACAACUUCUAACCCCUUCUCUCUUGUGAAUAAUUCGUUGCCCUACAAUAAAUAUGGAUUCCUCACAACGCAUAACUCGUAUGCCAUCGAUGGGGAGCCUUCUCACACCGGGGUCCCUCGCAUCACCUUCACUAACCAAGAGGACACUAUCACUCAACAACUAAAUAAUGGUGCUCGAGCGUUGAUGCUUGACACGUACGAUUUUGAAGGGGAUGUGUGGCUGUGUCACUCUCGUGGGGGCCAAUGCUUUGAUGUCACUGCAUUUGGACCUGCAAAUGAUACAAUGCAAGAAAUUGAGGCAUUUUUGGCCGCAAACCCAUCAGAAAUCGUCACCUUGAUAUUGGAAGAUUACGUAAAUGCGCCGAACGGCUUAACAAAAGUCUUCAAUGAGUCCGGAUUGUCCAAGUACUGGUUCCCACUCUCCAAGAUGCCAAAAAACGGCGAGGAUUGGCCUCUCGUUAGCGACAUGGUGGCCGCUAACGAGCGCCUCCUGGUGUUCACGUCCAAGGCCUCAAAGGAGCAGACCGAAGGGAUAGCGUACCAAUGGAACUACAUGGUCGAGAACCAGUAUGGUGAUGGUGGGAUGAAACAAGGCCAGUGCACAAAUCGCGGUGAAUCGGCUCCUCUCAACGAUCGAACUAAAUCUUUGGUUUUAGUGAAUUAUUUCGGAUCAAUUCCAAAUAAAUGGUUGAGUUGCCAGUACAACUCUGAUGAUCUCCUCAACAUGCUGCGCACUUGUUAUACUGCAGCAGAUAGCAGAUGGGCGAAUUUUGCAGCAGUAGAUUACUACAAGAGAAGUGAAGGUGGUGGGGCGUUUCAAGCAGUUGACACACUGAACGGGAAGCUACUAUGUGGAUGCGAUGAUAUUCACGCUUGUAUGCCUGGAUCUACUUCUGGAGCAUGCAGUCCAUGAGCCAGAGAGAGAGAGAGAAAGAGAGAGAGAGAGAGAGAGAGAGAGAGAGAGAGAG
Messenger RNA from Amborella trichopoda, 1263 nucleotides. RefSeq names its product PLC-like phosphodiesterases superfamily protein. The record is from RefSeq and is a predicted model, not a curated record. Gene Ontology annotation, molecular function: phosphoric diester hydrolase activity. Lineage: Eukaryota; Viridiplantae; Streptophyta; Magnoliopsida; Amborellales; Amborellaceae. Gene Ontology annotation, biological process: lipid metabolic process.